Drosophila takahashii is the source of this 1222-nucleotide messenger RNA. It is a transcript of the gene bocks, whose product is annotated as bocksbeutel. The record is from RefSeq and is a predicted model, not a curated record. Lineage: Eukaryota; Metazoa; Arthropoda; Insecta; Diptera; Drosophilidae.
UGUGGGAAAUUAAAAUGUCCGACACCGCUUUCCUGGACCAGUUGACCAACAAGGAGCUGCUGGCCAAGUGCCUGCAGCUCGGCCUGCCGGGCGUUCCGGUGACGGACAGCACGCGCAGCGUCAUCAUUCGCCGGCUGAAGGCCGCAAUCACCGGGGUGCCGCUGAACAAAAGCAAAUCUGCGAGUAAGAAAUCCACACCCAGGCGGGAAACCGUUCACGGCAGCCAGGUGGCGACGCCCACAUCGGAGCCAGUGCGUCGCACGGCCGGAAGAAGUGCACACCGAAGCGAUGGCAGCAAGAUCAGCGAGCAGAGCCGUCGCACCAUCGCCUACGGACUGGACAACACCUCGAUCUCGGGGAGAUCUGUGCAGACCACGACCACGGUCUCGGAUGUGGGCUCCCAGUCGGAGGACGACGACUUCUACAUGGUGGACUCGCCGGGGAUUAAAAGCCGCCAAGACAGGCGCUCGGUUUCGCUGACCAAAUCGGGAGUUUUGACCACUUCCUACACCCGCGAAGUGGACCAGCCGCUGUACGAACAGGAGGACUUGCCCAGUAGGAGUUACACCUACGAAAGGCCAGCUGCUUCUCUUCACUCCCUUCCCACCUACGAGCCACGCAUCGAGCCAUCCUCUUACAGGCGCUCUGAAUUGGGUUUCUCGCGACCUUUGCUGACCCAAUCGGAUUUGAACUCAACCAGCUACCUGGAGGCCUCGGGAUUCAAUCCCUCACUGUCGCCCGUCUCGCCGAGAAACACUUACAGCGGCUCCGCCCGGCCCUUUGGCGGCCCAUCACCAGCUCCUCUACGCCAGCGUCCCAGUGUUCCAAGCUUGGCACGCGGACGACUGCUCCAGCCAACCACCGCAGUGAACACGCUUUAUCCGCAGCUGAAUCAGUUCUACGAUCAGCCAGAUCAUGCAGACGAACCCAUGGAAACGGAGAGUGAAUCCGAGGGGGAGCAGGCGCCCGUCAGGAGCAGCUUUUUCCCAAACAAACGCUCUCCACCGCUGGCCAGGAAACCUCUCGUGCGACAGCAGGAUCAGGUGUCGCCCAUGGCGCAGUUCCGUGCUCUGAUCAUUUCGCUGGAUCAGAAAUAUAAUCUCAAAUUCUACUUCAUACUAGUGGUGACGGUGAUGCUGGCCACUUUGGUUUAUGUGGUCAUGACGCCCAACUCCUAAGAAGAUGCCUUACUUUGAAAUUUGGUUUUGGUUACUGCAUUUUA